Molecule: messenger RNA, 2617 nt
Organism: Owenia fusiformis
Lineage: Eukaryota; Metazoa; Annelida; Polychaeta; Sabellida; Oweniidae
Source: the annotation of a GenBank genome assembly
ACGUGUAGGUCAAGGUCAUCUAUUUCGGGGAUUUGUCUGGUGAAAUUAUUCCAAUAUUUUCGCUUUUAAACACCAAAGUGACGAAUUCCUGUGCUUCCCCCUUGAACGGAAAUUAGAGCAAAUACAAACAAGGUAGUAAGAAACGAUGAACGGGAACGGGAAUGGAGAGAGUAUCGAAGUUAAUGGUACCACAGAAGGGAUGGAGAAGGUUGCAAUUUUGGAUGCUGGUGCUCAGUACGGAAAGGUGAUUGACAGGAAAGUUAGAGAACUCAAGAUUGACACAGAGAUCCUCGCUUUGGACACUCCUGCAUUUACUCUCAAAGAAAAUGGUUUCAGUGCAAUUAUCAUAUCUGGUGGCCCUAACUCUGUAUAUGCUGAUGAUGCUCCAAGAUAUGACCCUGAUAUAUUCCGCUGUGGCCUGCCUGUACUUGGGAUCUGCUAUGGGAUGCAGUUGAUGAAUCAUGAGUUCAAUGGAAAAGUAGAACAAAAGAGACAGAGAGAAGAUGGCCAGUUUGACAUAACAGUAGAUCCUACAUGUCUACUCUACAGGGGUCUAUCAAAAGAACAAGUUGUACUACUGACACAUGGAGAUAGCAUAGAUAAAGUAGCUGAUGGCUUCAAGACUGUUGCAAUGUCUGGCAAAACAAUUGCAGGAAUUGCUAAUGAGAGCGCUCAGUUAUAUGGAGUACAGUUCCACCCAGAGGUUGAUCUCACACAGAAUGGCAUGGCAAUGAUGAAAAACUUCCUUUUUGAGAUUUGCCAUUUCACUGGUAGCUACACAAUGUCCUCUCGAGAGGCUGUCUGUAUUGAUUAUAUUAAGAAGACAGUAAAAGACAGUAAAGUAUUGAUGUUGGUUAGUGGAGGUGUGGAUUCCACUGUGUGUGCUUCACUAUUACACAAAGCCCUUACCCCAGAACAGGUCAUAGCUGUACAUAUAGACAAUGGUUUUAUGAGGAAACACGAAAGCAAACAUGUCCAACAGUCCCUAGAGAAUAUAGGACUCAAACUAAGAGUUGUAAAUGCUUCCCAUGACUUCUACACUGGAACCACCUCAAUCCCUAUAGACAAAUCAGAUCCAGUUAGUCGGAAAAGAAAAACAAAAAUGCUCAAUUGUACGUCUUGUCCGGAAGAAAAGCGAAACAUCAUAGGAGAUACUUUUAUGAAGGUUGCAAAUGAAGUUGUAGAGGAAUUGAAUCUAAAAAUAGAAGAUGUCUACCUGGGUCAAGGAACCUUACGGCCAGACCUCAUUGAGAGUGCUAGCGAGUUGGCCAGUAACAAAGCAGAUGCCAUAAAGACACAUCACAAUGACACAGAUCUUGUUAGAGAAUUAAGAAAAAGAGGACGAGUUGUUGAACCCCUUAAAGAUUUCCACAAAGAUGAAGUUCGGCAGAUUGGUCGAGAUUUAGGUCUACCGAGUGAGCUCGUGGAAAGACAUCCAUUCCCAGGACCAGGACUAGCUAUCAGGGUGAUAUGUGCCUCAGAACCAUAUAGGGAAAAAGAUUUUGCAGAAACUAAAAUCAUAUUAAAAAUUAUAGUGGACUUUUCAAAUUCAAUAAAAAAGCCUCAUGCACUGCUCACCCGUGUAAAGGAAUGCACCACUGAGGAAGAGCAAGCAGAAUUAAUGCGCAUUAGUUCAGCUAACAGCUACAUCUCAACACUUCUUCCCAUCAAAACAGUGGGUGUACAGGGCGAUUGUCGCACAUACAGUUAUGUGGUAGCAUUGUCAUCAGAUAGUGAGCCCUGUUGGAAGGAUCUAUUGUCACUUGCCAAAAUCAUACCCAGAAUUUGUCAUAAUAUUAACAGAGUUGUCUACACCUUUGGAAAUCCCAUAAUGCAUCCUGUCAAUGACAUCACCCCAACCUUCCUGACAACAGGUGUCCUCGGGACGCUACGCCAGGUUGAUCAUGUCGUCAACAAACAACUCAUGGAUGCAAGAGAGACUCUGAAAAUCAGCCAGAUGCCUGUAAUUAUGAUUCCCAUCCAUUUUGAUCGCGAUUCUGUCGCACAUCAACCCUCGUCUCAAUGGUCAAUUGUGAUAAGGACAUUUAUGACAGCUGAUUUUAUGACUGGGAUAGCAGCUGAACCAGGGAAACAUUUAACAGAAGAGGUUGUGUUCAAAAUGGCAGAUGAGGUAAUGAAGAUUCCAGGAAUAUCUCGAGUGCUUUAUGACCUCACUUCCAAACCACCUGGGACCACUGAGUGGGAAUAACACUAACUGCUUCUAAUGAAAUAUCUCCAGUAGUCAGUUGUAGUCGACCAAUUAUGAAUGCCAUACCCCGAGUGGACUGACUGUAUUUUAUUGAUAUUAAUAUGUAGUUUCCACUAAACAUUUUUGACACGCCUAAAAUUUGAUAACAUCAGAAGAUGUUGGUUUUACAAAAGCAAAAGUGAUGGUGAAGUAAUUUUCAGAUUGUGAGACACAUUGACGAUUUUUCAGAUUGCGAGACACAUUGAAGAUUUUCAGAUUGUGAGACACAUUGAAGAUUUUCAGAUUGUGAGACACAUUAAAUAUUGUAAGAUGGUUCUAGGGACAUUGUACUGGAACACCAACUCUCAACUUUUUUGCGCAAUCUCAACUUUAUCAGUCAAAAUAUGGAGUCAGAAAAUUCUAAACUUU